This is a messenger RNA of Desarmillaria tabescens, 1374 nucleotides long. RefSeq names its product DHHC palmitoyltransferase-domain-containing protein. The transcript has 9 exons. Gene Ontology annotation, molecular function: palmitoyltransferase activity. Bases 86 to 1192 code for a protein of 368 amino acids. Lineage: Eukaryota; Fungi; Basidiomycota; Agaricomycetes; Agaricales; Physalacriaceae. The record is from RefSeq and is a predicted model, not a curated record.
UAUCUUAUCCUUUUACUCUCAUGACCUUCAGCUUCGCGACAUCCUGGACGAAUACCUAACGCCCUCUCACGUUCUCUAAUCAAUAAUGCCUCCUCGUUCAUCGACAUCGCGUAGCCGUCCUUUGCUUUCCUUCGAAAUGCAGCCUUCUCCCCUUACCUCCACUAUCUAUUCCCCCACUCUCGACGAAGACACGCCAUCCAAGCGAUGGUACCAUUAUCUACCCCUUGCCGGAACCGUCUUUUUCAUCCUAGCUCCCCAACCAUCGUUGCUCAUUGUCCUGGUGAACUAUCAUUUACGAACUCGAGGCCAGCCCAUCGUCUUCGGCGUCCAUCUUGCUGUCACAUACACACUCACUUUUCUCAUAAUCACGUCUCUGAUGGUCUGUGUCGUCCGUGAUCCUGGACCGGUGCAGAUCACUCCAUCCGACCACGGACGAGCCGCGGACGAAGUCGACCUCACAGAAGCUCUCAUGCCACCCGAUUUUGAUUUUUCUGCACCCGGAAAAUGGUGUAGACAGUGCUGGGCGCCAAAACCGGAUCGAACACAUCACUGCACGCACUGCAGCAGAUGUGUUCUGAAGAUGGAUCACCACUGCCCAUGGGUUGGGGCAAAAUGUAUCGGCCAUAGAACAUACCCGGCUUUCCUUCACUUUUUGUUCUGCAUUACUCUACUCGCUACUUAUGUCGCAAUAAUGUGUAUCUUUGCUCUGGUGUAUGCUUUCAACAAUCCUUACGUGGUAGACGAAACUACGCCCAUUCAUGAACUUUUACUCGCCUUUGCAGGCCUGGUGUUUUCCCUCGUUAUCGGCUCUUUUUUCUUUUACCAUGUAUACCUUGUCACAACAAACCAGACGACUCUAGAAAACCUCUCUCCUUUCCUCCUCCUGCGACACCUCCCGCCUCUCCCAAGGACGGGCCACUCACUCUCUGACCCCCCUCUGGAACCCGAACUCUCCUAUUCCCAACGCCGACUCGUCAAGGACGCCCACGGGCACAUCAGAUUGUACGAUAUCGGCUGGAAGCAAAACUGGAUCCAGGUCUUCGGUUGGAAUCAUACCUACGGAUGGGUGGCUCGUAUCCUGAGUGGCGGCGCGAUUAAAGGAGAUGGACGCACGUUCCCUCGAAAUCCAAAAUCGGAGGAACUGCUCGCCCGACUUGCCGUGGAACUGGUUAAAGCGGACAAGGACAACUAGUUAGUUAGUUAAUUUCUCGUCAUUCUUUUGGUGGAACCCUGUAUAUAUCGGCGUUCAAGUUGGUCUACUUACCUAUAUCUGUAUCGAUCUACAUAACCUAAUAGCUUACUCGGUGUCUCCAUAGAUUCCUGCAUGUGUUAGUCACCUUUCUCACAAAUACAGUCCUUUCCCGCGCAUCUAAU